Messenger RNA from Haemonchus placei, 684 nucleotides. Lineage: Eukaryota; Metazoa; Nematoda; Chromadorea; Rhabditida; Trichostrongylidae. The record is from the annotation of a GenBank genome assembly.
CUGGAAAUUGCUUUGCGUCAAUACGAUCCCACAGUGUCGUUGCCAUAUUGGGAUUCCACGCCGGACGCAAGACUGGACGAUCCCACAGCGUCAGUGCUAUGGGACGACGAAUUGAUGGGCUCUGCAGGCAGUGAUGGUACAUUGAACAGCGGCUUAUUCGCCUAUUGGCAGGCUCACUUGAAUGCGUGUCCCAGAGACCAGUACCCACCCAGAGACGCUGUUGAAUUCAUUCAUGGAUCGAACCACGUUUGGAUAGGAGGUGAUAUGAGAGUCACGACUCAAGCUACCAAUGAUCCAAUCUUCUUCCUUCACCACUGCAUGAUUGAUAACAUAUGGGAAACCUGGAGGCUAUCUAAGCAGACAAGGGCCCAACGCCAAAACGACUACCCCACGGAUAACAUUUACUGCAGCAGUCAGUCUCAUUUUGCACGAUCUAUUAUGGUUCCAUUCUCCCCGAUUGUAAACAUUGAUGGAUUAUCAAAUGAUUACACAGGUGAGCACUGUGUUUCGAAUAUUAGCCAGCCUCGUUCGGCAACUAAUCAUGUAAUUUUGCAGACAAUUUGUACUCGUACGCACCUAGGCCGAGCUGCUCCAGGUUCAACAGAGACUGCGGAUCAAGGUAGCGGUUCAAAGGGUUUUUUGCAAUUUCCAUUGAAAGCACCGGUGACAGCAUGUGGGGAAUGA